UUCCGCACCCGCAUCCUCGCCCGUCAGAUAUCAUUUUUCGCUUUUCCAUAUUCAUAUUCAUGAGUCUCUAGUUUCGGAAGUCACACCUGGAUAUCUAGAUACCUAAAUACCUAGGCAUUAGGUGAAUUCCCAUCACGCUCGCUACUCGAACUCCCAGCAAAUCCCAUAUGCUACCCCUCCACUUCUACUUCAGCUGAAUUCACAAUACAAACCACCCACGUAUUAAUCAAAGGGAAGUUUUACGGAGGAAACUCCUUUACUCACCAACCAAAACUUCUUUAACUGGGAGAGCUUGGAAUAGCUCUUCUAUCUACCUUCCAGAUGUUUCGCAAUCGGUAAGCUGAAAAUUCUAUCGUCUUGUUGUUGUCGUUGUUGUUGCUGUUUGGCUUCUGCGCAUUACCUUGGGCUUAGGACAGAGAGCUCCAUUUACUACUUACCAAAACAAAGCUCACCAUCUUCCCUUUUACAGGACAUCAUCGCAAAGACCCGGUGAUGAAUUCAUCGCCAACUUUCGACAAACGUUUCCAGAAGUUGCCAUCACUGCAACCACCUCUGCUGGGAACAACAAUACUCACUUAGUCGCGCUUGCGGGCGCGCCAGACAGGCAAGUUAUCUCAAAUUCUCGUCGCAAUCAUAUGCAUUUUGCAUGGGCUUCAAAAUUUCCUAUCGUAAAAGCUGGAAUGAAUGCAUGAAUUUCUCCUGGUCUGUAUUUCUUCGUGCACAUGGGCUAACGCAUUUACCAAUUCAGACAUCACAGCGUAGGAGGUGAAGAGAUAAAAGAUUUGGAUCCAACACCCAGAGCGCAGCAAGAACCAUGGCGAUUCACACCUUCGCUUUUGGAUCCCAAUUACACUUUCACCUUUCCCAAUGGAACACCAGUGCCGUUUUACACACCUACGCCGGGAGCGACUAAUACUCUAUAUCAUAAUCAAGCUGGAGAUCUUCACACACCUGGCAUGGGUAUGAGUAUGGGACUUGGAACCCCUCUUUCACUCCCAACUUCUACAGAUGCCCUCCAUACUCAUACUAUAAUGGACAUGUCCCAUUUUGGUCACCACUUGCCUCCACAUUUUCAAAAUUUUAACCCAUUUGUACAUCCCCAUCAUCAACAGCAAACCCAGCAACAGACCUCAUUCGCGCCAUCCUCCUUCGUCCAUCAGGAUACAGGUUACGAAACAAUGGACCAUGACGGAUCUCCUAUGGAUGAUGACGAAGGACCGCUUGGUUCAAUGGAGCGGGCGAUGCACCAAUCUCCAAUGCCGACUUUCCAGCCACAAUCCUACGGCAUGUCUAUGUCUGGACCGAGCCCUCAAACUGCCGAGAAAUUUCGUUUUCACGUCAUUUUAAAUGCUCCAACAGCCAUGAUUAAACAAGCCGAUGAGAUCCCGGUCACGUAUCUCAACAAGGGGCAGGCAUAUUCCGUCUCCGUUAUGGAUACCGGAUUGACUCAGCCACUUCAACCAGGAACUCGUUACCGGACAUUCGUUCGUAUCUCAUUCGAAGACGAACAGCAGAGGCAGCGACCUGCUUCGUGCUGGCAGUUAUGGAAAGAAGGAAGAGGUACCAAUGAGGCACAUCAACGCGGUGGAAAGCUUCAGGCUGUAGAAUACGUUGAAUCCACACAGCCUGGCGAGAGUGAUGAUAAACGUACUCGUGUGGAGCUUGACACGGCUUCUUUCGAUGGGUUUUCUGUGAUUUGGACCCCAGGUGCCAACUCUGCCCCCGAGUGCAACAUCGCGGUUCGUUUCAACUUCCUUUCCACCGAUUUCAGCCACUCGAAAGGUGUGAAGGGUAUCCCAGUUCGAUUUUGCGCGAAAACGCAAACGCUACCUUCUGGUUCUCCACACGUCAACGAGACCUCCGAGGUGGCCUUUUGCAAAGUUAAGCUGUUCAGAGAUCAUGGAGCUGAAAGAAAAUUGGCCAACGAUAUUGCGCACGUUAGGAAGACCAUUGACAAGCUAAAGCAGCAAAUAAGUCAGGCAGAGACUGGUAUGAAAGAUUUUGGGAAGCGAAAGAGAGGCUCAACUACAAAGACACAAUUGAGUGAACAGCGACCUGGUAAGGUCCAAAAGCAUAAACGUACCUGGUCCAUGUCUUCUGCAUCUUCUGCAGGUGGACGGGUUCCUAUGGAAGAGGAUCUUCAUUUUAAGCUUCGAGCGAUGUCAGAAAUGUUCUCAAGCCCGCGACCAAGUAGCGUCCUUUUCCUGCGUGGGUCGGAACAAGAUGAUCCCGAUCUCCACCCAGUGGCUUUAGUUGGCGAACCGCUUGACUUGACUAAAGUGGAUUCCCAUGACAAUGCCAUUUGGGCGGCGAGAAGCAGCGCACACAGCUCGACAACUGGUACCUCUUCUAUCAUCUCCCCAUCACCAAGUUCAAUCUCAUUACAUUCUCAAGCUGCUGCGACUGUCUCUAACGCUUCAGCUUCUUGGACUGAUUUUCAUAACCCGCCAUCGGGAGACUUUCAAAAUCAAAACCCACAGCAUUUGGCGAGUCCGCCAGAUCAGCUAACCAAGGUUCCCAAGUCAGACGACGGUGGAAGCCUAAGUGGAUGGAUUGAGGCUUUGGGAGUUGAUCCAUCUUACAAUCCGCCUGUAAUCGAACAACCUGUCAAGCCUGUGGCUUGCUUUUAUGUACUCCGCCGGGACACGGCUCAGCCAGGCAAACAUGAGUACCAUCGAGCUAUAUACUUGAUGCAACGAACACUCAAAGAUUUCAUUAAUGCCAUCGCGUUGAAAUGGAAAAUUGAGCCUACAAAAAUUAUGCGGGCUCUCCGUGUACUUGACAGUGGUCUGCAGGUCGAAAUGGACGAUGAUGUUGUACGAGAGCUUUCCGAAGGACAAGACUUCAUCAUAGAAAUUCAGGCUUCUCAAGCACCCGUCAAACGUGAAUGGGAAAUGGAUGUCACUGUAGACAAUGACAAUGCUGGAGCGACACAGAGCGUUGUCCAAAGCGAAGGAUACGAAUUGAGGUUAUUUUUCUAAUCAACUCACUUAAUUUUCCUUUAUCUAUUGUUUUAUUAUACCCCCAUAGACCAGGAAGGGGAUGGUCGUGUAAUUGUUAUGGAUCUGUAACGGUCUGGGAUCGGGUUUUGGACUGGGCUUGAAGGGCGUCAAUGUCGUUUUUUGAGAUACCAAUUUCUUCUAUGAAAUGUCUUUCUCGGCACCGCUCCCAAGACGUCCGUAUUGAAGAGAGAAGCAUUUACAUCAGUGGGAGAUGUUGAGGGACAGAUUUGGCGUCUGGUCUCAGCUAUAUUGGGAAGUGGUAGAUGGGGAGGGGGCAUUUCAAGCUUUCUUGCAUUUUUUCGCGUUUGUUUUUGUCGGAGUAAGCUUUCGGGCAUCCUUUCCAUUCAUUCACGGCUCUAGCAGCCACGCGAACACAAUAUUUAAUGCAAUUGCAUUUGUACAUGGCACUUCACGAUGCGGACGAACCAUUUCCUUUCCAUGAGGCUGGAGAUUAUUAUUCAAAAUGGUACACAGAUGGGCCUCGAUGGCAAUGGUGAGGUCGGCGUACUUUGUUUAGGAUCGCAGAUAUUUUUGAUUUUGCAACCGCGAUAGCAAUGAAAUACAAAACCAUUAAUCAUUAAUUC
Messenger RNA from Sclerotinia trifoliorum, 3586 nucleotides. The record is from the annotation of a GenBank genome assembly. Lineage: Eukaryota; Fungi; Ascomycota; Leotiomycetes; Helotiales; Sclerotiniaceae.